AUGGAAGUAACGAAUACCUUGGCUCAUUCUCCAAUACAACAGCUUUCCAUCCCACCUAGCUACUGCCACUUUGGAAAAGAGUGCAACAUAACCCUUGAAGGUCCUCAGCAAGCGAAUGUGGCAAACAACGCUAUCAACACAGAACAUAAGUACCAAGUCAGGAACGAAGUCAUUUCCAAGUUACUCCAAGUCCGAGUUAAUGCAGAUGCAACAAAGUGAUCCAACGAUAAGCUCAUUCCUGAAAUUUUGGACAGUUGGCAGGAAACCCGAUGCAAAGGAGAAGAUCUCACUAUUGGUACACGUGUCUUGUUACAGCAAUGGAAACGGUUAGAACUGAAGGACGGAGUAUUGUACCGAACGAUUAUUGAUCCACAAGAGCAGGAGGUACGACAGUUGGUGCUACCUGAGAUUCUAAAAGAGAGAAUAAUUCGCAGUCUUCACAACGACAUGGGACAUCAGGGCUUAGAGAGAACUAUUCUUCUAGCUAGAUCUCGAUGCUACUGGCCAGGUAUGUACACAGAUGUCGAGAAAUGGAUCAAGUCAUGUGAACGAUGUGUUUUGUCCAAGAUGCCACAACCGCGUAUUCGAACACCAAUGGGGCACCUUAUUACCGAACAACCCCUGUCAGUUCUUGCCAUUGACUUUACGUUGUUGGAACGUUCGAGUGAUGGAAAAGAAAUGUACUGGUAA
Paramuricea clavata is the source of this 690-nucleotide messenger RNA. The record is from the annotation of a GenBank genome assembly. NCBI's taxonomy places the organism in Eukaryota, Metazoa, Cnidaria, Anthozoa, Malacalcyonacea, Plexauridae.